GCGCAAGGGGUCAACUUCAUGUUGCCCGAAACUUUUGUCCUGAAUAGAAAUAGGAGCUAAGGUUUGGGAAAGUGUGGUGGUGGGUUUACACACAAUCUGCAUAAAUUGAGAGAGCGCUGCACAAAUGGCAGAUAACAGAAGAGCGACGAUGGGAAAAGGAAAAGAAGCAGUGGUGGUGGUUGGAGCCCUAGCCUUCGCGUGGCUCGCGAUUGAACUCGCUCUCAAGCCCUUCCUUAGCAAGACCCGUGAAUCCAUCGACAAAUCUGACCCGACCCGUGACCCCGACGACGACGUUCCUCCCCCUCCUGCUGCUGCCGACGACGGCGGUGAAGAAAGCGUCGGAGAUGCUUGAAUUUGAGCGCUGUGGUUUCUCUCAUCCAUGUAACAUGUGAUCUUCCUUUUUUUAACAUUGUGAAUUUCUUCAUGGAAUAAUAUUAGCGUUUUGUGUU
Lotus japonicus is the source of this 449-nucleotide messenger RNA. Its product is annotated as outer envelope membrane protein 7. Gene Ontology annotation, cellular component: chloroplast outer membrane. NCBI's taxonomy places the organism in Eukaryota, Viridiplantae, Streptophyta, Magnoliopsida, Fabales, Fabaceae. The coding region runs from base 125 to 352 and encodes 75 amino acids. The transcript has a single exon. The record is from RefSeq and is a predicted model, not a curated record.